AUGGUUGCAUGUGGAUAGACAUUACCACCCCCGACCUGAAUGUAUGAUUAGGAACAACGUAGAAACUUUAAUCUAUGAUAACUGAAAACAUGGCUGUGGCUAUGCUGUGGUUUGGUGACUGUGCUAAUUUACAAUCUGCUGAAGAAGUGUGAAUAAUGGAUAAUGGUUUCAGUGCUCCCUCAGUGCCUUUGUUAAUCACAGAGAGCAUAGAGAUGGCUAUGGAAGUAGAAAUGGAGUGCUCCAGAUUUUGCAGUUUCUCCUGUGCAUCUGACACAAGAACUGGAAAGAGAAGUUUUUCUAUUGAUUCCUAUUUAGCAAGUGGGUCUCUUAAGAGGAUUUUGCUGAGGCUUGACCCUUUUCCAACUGACUAUGAAGAAGAUACAGUGGAAUUAUUUGGCUUUCAGUGGGUCACCGAAACUGCUUUAGUAGAGUCUUGUACUCUUCUGUUUGGAUUAUUUAGGCAACAAAUAUAUAAGCUGGAAAACCUCAUUCAGCCAAGCUCAGCUGACUUUGGUCAGGCGGCAAACCUUCACUGGGAGACCCAUAAUAUCAGACAGCAGUGUAUUAAAUUUCUGCAGUAUGUGAAAGUUUUCAUCUUCAGGUACCUGGAACCACUCAAGACAGAAGAUGAUGAGCUGUUGCAUCCAUUUGAGAUGCAAGAAGUUCAGCUCCCCUCCUUGCUUGUUGAAGAGGUUCAUUCUUUAACUUUGUACAUUGGACGCCUAUAUGAACAACCUAGUUCUGUCCUGGGAGGAUUUUCCAUUCAGUCUCAAGCAAAGUUGUUUCCUCCAUCAUGGCAUUUACUGCAUCUCCAUCUAGACAUCCGCUGGUCAGUGUUGGAAAUUCUUCAUAUUCUGGAUCAAAAGCUGUCAAGGCAAACUAUAUAUGCUCAUAAGUUUACCAAUUUAACUGGUGAAAAUUUAACCAACAUCAGUUUGUUUGAACAACACUGUGGGAACCUCUUAUAUGAUCUGAUAAGUUUGUCAAUUAACAGGUAUACAAAGGUGAGGCUCUCUGAAGCUCUAAGUACUCAUCCCUAUCCCUGUGGCUGUGUAAAAGAGUUGUGGGUUCUGCUUAUUCAAAUGCUAGACCACAGAAGUAAGGGAUCACUUACAGAGCCUUUCUGGAGCUGGAUGAAUAAAAUUUUGAAGAAUGUAUUUGAUAAAAGCAGCCAUGUGGAAACAUCAUGUGCCUUUGAAUCAGUUCUGUGCAAGGAUCCAUUGGGUUUUAGUUGGUGGAUUAUAACACAUCUCUCGUCACUGUACCACUUUGAUCACAAUGGAAAUGUAAAAGAAAAGAAACCAAUAGAAUCCAACUGGCCUUUUGUAGAAGAUCUGCUGAAACAGUCCGUCAGUAGUCAAACUGGAAUAUUAGAAGAACAGUUACGAAUGCAUCUUCAGUGCUGUUUGACUUUAAGCCAUAUUUGGGAUGCAAACCUCCCUACUGUCACCAUACUCUGGGAAUAUUACAGCAAGAAUCUGAACAGUCCUUUUACUAUUCCUUGGUUUGGUCUCAAAGGUCUUGCCAAUAUUAGUAAAACACCCAUGUCUAUGUAUGAAUUGGUAAAGAGUUGCUGCAGUGACAAUCAUUCUACUGAUCAAUAUGAAUCUAGCAACAGUUACCAAAUUUUCCUUUGCAUUUUGGCACAAAUAAUGAAGAAGACGGUAAAGACCAAUGGUGUCCAUCCAUGGAAGCAAAUCAAAGGAAGAAUUUAUUCCAAGUUUCACCAGAAAAGAAUGCGGGAGUUGACAGAGUCGGGGCUGCAGAAUUUUUUCCAUCUUUUCCUUGUACUGGCAGCCAUGGCAGAGACAGAGGAUGUUGCCAGCCGCAUGAUGGAACUUUUGCAUUUUCUUAGUCCACUUUCGAUUAGCACUGCUCGGAGAGCUCUGAUCUGGAAAGGGUACUUUGCCUUCAUCUUAACAUAUGUUGAGAAGAGCAUGGACAUUACUGUGCUGGCUGAGCAUCUUUCAAGCACCUUCCAUGAAAAGGCAAAGGAGUUCUUAGUAGCAAAAAAUGACUACGUACAGAAACAAAGCCUCUGGAAUUUGCUUUCCAUUUACAUUGAUGGCGUCCAAGAAGUAUUUGAGACCAGCCACCUGUUGUACCUUUCAGAGGAAAAGUUGCUGAACGAUGGCUUCAGUAUGUUGCUGCCGGGUUGUCGAGGAGCUGAAUUAACAGCAGUCUUAAAUUUUUUGCAGGCUAUUCUGUCUCGGUUGAGAAAUGUGCACAAACAGCUAGAACAGGGUAUGCCGUUAGGGAAUAUGGACCCAACUGUGCAGCUGUCUUCAGUGGCGAAAGAGCACCACCUUGCUGUUGCUAGAGCUCUUUGGAGAAAUUUCUUUCCUUACUUGAAGAGCCAAAGAAUGUUACAGAUCCCUCCUUCUCAACUUGCAGAUGCCGCAGCAGGUUUUACUUUGCUGGCUUUAGAUUUGCCCAGCUCAUGUACAACAGAUCUUCAGCCCCAACCAGUUUUAGCAAUGAUGCAGUUGUUUGGAUGGGAUGAUAUGGUUUGCCCUGAGCUUGUAUCAAGAUUCCUAAGUCACCUUAUACAAAACAGUGCAUUAUAUGAAGCACUUACCAGUGUGGGUCAUACGUCCUACCAAGCAUGGAUGGUACGGUCAUGGUUUCGAUGUACUUUGCAAAUGUUUAUCAGUCAGCCUGCUGAUUCUUUGGCCAGGGCAAACACUGACCAAACAGCUUAUAAAAUAUAUAUGGAGCAGCUGACUGAACUCACAAGAUUGAUACUUAAACUCCCAGAAGUUGGAGCUAUCUUCUCAAAGGCUCAUGUUGAUGAGACAGUCUACAAACAAGAUCCAAAGAAUGCUGUUUUUCAGUUUAUUAAGGCUGUUGGUAAAUAUUAUGGUGGGCUUCAAAUGCUAGAUGAAAAAUCUUCUAUGGUAACAAAGGCACUAGAAUAUCUGGGUGAUGUAUUAAAAUAUAUAAAACCCUAUUUGAUGAAGAAGGGCCCUGCUGAAGGACUUCAUCUCACCUACAGGAUCAUGGGAUGUCUUGUGAAGUCUUGGGCACCCAUACUGGCUACUUCCAAAGCACAACCGCUCUUGUUCCGCAUAAUAGAUUGCUUGCUUUUGCCACAUGCUGUGUUACAGCAAGACAAAGAGCUGCCUGCAGCGAUGUCGUCUGCCAUUGGAGAGAAUCUUCCUCAUUUUCUUCAGGGAUUGUCCUUCAUAUGUUGCCAGUCCCAGGCCCAAGGGGCCUACUUGAACCAGUUGCUAGGGAACAUUAUACAGCAAUAUUUUGGGCGAUUUCUUCCUUCUUCGCCUUCUGCUUCUCAAGCUUGGCAACACCCUAUUUUGCUAGCAGUAUCCAGUUCUGUCACCAUUCCAGGAGUCUCGCAUCUGUACAGAACCACUCUGCAGGUCAUCAGUGAAAAUUACCUCCAGUUCAAAGGUCAUGCUCCUCCUCCUCGCCUGGCAUCAGUUCUUGCUUUUAUUAUUGAAAUACUUCGGAGGACCAAGAGCACUGAAAUGUGCAACAUUGAGCUACUGUUUCCUGUGAUGUUGAAAUGCCGAGUGUUGGUUAAUGAACCACAAGUUAAAAAACUGUCUACUGAGAUUCUACAGUGUGUCAUAGAAAGCUGCCAAAAGAGGUCAGGAGGAGAGCUUGCCACCCAGCUGACUUCCAUGUUUAGGCAGUUUAUCCAAGAUUACACUACCAUAUAUGAUAAUCAAGUUUACAGCAUCUUGGAAGCAGUGGCAGUCUUGGACCAGCCUCUCGUUAUCAACCUGAUUCCUGCUAUGACAGAAGCCCUGAGGAAUUCUGAGUACAAACAAGGCCUUGGCAGAAACAUUGUGCAAAGAGAAGCCUAUAAAAGACUCUUAUCUCAACUCGCAGAGGCUGGACAAGCUGAGAUAUUGAAACUGGAAAAUGAGAGCCAUUAGCCAUAUGUUGACUGGUGACUUGUACAGGAUCACUGCUUGGGAUGCCAAUCCUUUAUGCAAAAUUCAGCUUCCCUGCCUCCCAACAGACUCUUUGUUUCUGUCUCAGAAGCUGCUUCUCUCAGGAGUAGCCCUUUGCUACAUUGUAAUACUGCAAGCAAGCUUGGAAAAGUUACGUAGACUCCUGAUUUUAAAUGACAACUGAGAGUCAUUGAAUACUGUUAGGGACUGUUGAAAAAAAAUGCCAGCAGGUGUGGGAGCUUGGUGACUUUCAGUAUUGUUUGAAGAAUGGUGUGUGUGUGUUUGUUUUUCUUAGAAAGACAGGUAAAGGGCAGCAGUAAAGGCAAUCUCCAACAGUAAAGUUUUUCUGCUCUAAUGAAUCAAUACACUUUGACUGUCAGGCCUUUCAUUCUGACAUCCUGAGUGAUGUUUUGCACACAAACACUUCAUGUGAGCUUGGCAACAGCAAGGAGUUCACUCUAAGCAAGGCCAGGGUUAGGUCAGGAUGCUUGAGCCACCUUAUGUUAACAGAAGAGUUUGUGCACGCAUUGCGUGGAAUGGUGACAGCUGUCCUACCAUUGUUCCUGUAUUAAAAAUGUGUCGAUGUGUACUGCAGAAUUCAACCUCUAACCUCCUCUCUGUUGUCCUUGUACAGUUUUGCCGAUGGAGCUGGCAGUGCUCUGGUUCUUGAAUAACAAGGAGGAAUUCAGUUAUAAGAGCUGCUGCUAUGGUCACUAUGCUACCAUCAUCUGUUCCUUUCUAAGCCAUACACACACACACACACACACACAGAUACCUCAACUUCUAUUACCUUGGUAAGGAUCUCUGACAAUAUGAAUGCCUAACCAAAUUCUAAAACGGGGAGGAAGGAAUGCAGGUGCAAACAUUUUUAUUCAAGUUUCUGCUUAAUUUUUCCCAAGAUCAGAUAUGAUUAAAUGCUAUAUGUAGUAAAUUAGAUUUGGCAGAUAUUUCAGGGUGUUCAUGAUGUUUUAUUCCUCAAGUUCUGAUCCCCUUCAUAAUUCCCCCUGUAAUUUCCAAAUUUAUUUGAUGUAUGGAAUUCAAACUUCUCCUGAAUUACCUUAGCAAUUCACAGGUAAUUUGAAUUGCAAUAGUGAGUUACAUGAGCUUGGUGGCAAAGCAGUGAAACAAUCUGUAACUUUGCCAAGUUAAUAAUAAGAGACUGUGUGUGUGUGUGUGUGUCUAUCAAUUACUGCCAUGGAAACUUCCCUAUAAUCUUGUUCAGAGCCUUUCUGUAUUGUUACAGUAUUCUUAUGUAAAGGUAGCAGAUUAUCUCUUCCCUAAAUCAACUAUCAUUACUUCAGAUAAUACAGUAACUAAAAGCCUCUUUAGGCUACUUAAUAGUGUAGAGCAUGGAGGUUCUUUUCAUUAUGAAAGUGACUUAUUGAACCCACAUUGUAGCUUCUCGUAAGCUCCUACACCUGGGAGGAGUUUUAUUCAUCUCAAAGAGGCCUGUGUUUCUGAAAGGUUUUCUUUAAAAGCCUCUUCAAGUAAGAUGCCUUCAAAAUCUGAGUCUUUAAGGUUCACUAGAUAGCAGAACAGAUGUCUGUCUUUAGCAUUAGUUCUUGAAAGUGAAGCCUUUGACUUUUAAGAGAAUAGAGAACAGAUAUUGUACCAUAUUGUUUAACUCAACUACAUUUUUUCUUAUUUCAAGCAUAAUUAAUACUCAGCUGGUAUUGUUUAGCAAAAGACAAAGUUUUCUCCCAAUGCAGUGUAGUAUUCUGCUCAUAGAAGAACUGAUUUGUAAUGUUUGCAGUUAUUCUGCUCAAAGGUUUAACACAGAAGUCUUUUAGCAUUAUGUCAAAUGACCAUUGACAAAUGGCUUACUUGUGACUAAGAACUGACCAUUUUUUAGAGGAGGGUUACAAAUGGUAAUCUGGAUCAUUACCUAGAGAUCUUUCAGAACAAAUGUAUAAAACUAAUAAAUGAAUGUAUAGCCAACACAAAAUUGUGUAAAAUUCACAAAAAGUCUCUUUUCCAGAUGCUGCAUUCUAUGCAUGCAUAUACAAAAAUGCUAAUUUUAGAUGGAUUCAUAGGAACCCCAAGUACUGAAUUAUUUGUCAGUUCAAACUUGGCUUUAGUUUUAGAGAGUUUUCAAAAUGCUAAAUACUUUAUUAAGUUUAGGGCUACAAUCUUAAUUAUAAUAAUUAUUCCCACUGGAUUAACAGUUGGUUGUUAGUGUAUAUUUCAAAUUGAUAGAGCAUAAGUCAGCCUAUACAGGAAGUCAAACCAGAAUCUUUGGAAAUUCACUUUAGUGUAACUAUUUCAAAUAAACUAGUUGGGCUGCAAACUAAA
Messenger RNA from Heteronotia binoei (common prickly gecko), 6209 nucleotides. RefSeq names its product MMS22 like, DNA repair protein (gene MMS22L). Lineage: Eukaryota; Metazoa; Chordata; Lepidosauria; Squamata; Gekkonidae. Gene Ontology annotation, cellular component: nuclear replication fork. The transcript is spliced from 25 exons. The coding region runs from base 156 to 3899 and encodes 1247 amino acids. Gene Ontology annotation, biological process: replication fork processing; double-strand break repair via homologous recombination. The record is from RefSeq and is a predicted model, not a curated record.